Molecule: messenger RNA, 2487 nt
Organism: Plasmodium coatneyi
Lineage: Eukaryota; Apicomplexa; Aconoidasida; Haemosporida; Plasmodiidae
Exons: 1
Coding region: 1-2487 (828 amino acids)
Source: RefSeq, a predicted model, not a curated record
AUGAAGGGAAAAAAAGAGAAGAAAGGCCCAAGUGAAAAUAAAGGCAGCCAAAAAAAGGUUCCAACAAAUUUAAAAAGAAAAAAAUGUCCAAGCAAUGAACAGGAAUAUGAAUCGAAUAGCAAGCAUGAACAGAAUAACGAGAAUUACAAAAUUAGCUCGCCAGAAGUGAAUACCAUGAGGAAGGGAAAAAAAAAGAAAUUAACUGAAGAAUCAGAAAAGAAAGAAGCCGAAAAUGUUUUGUUUCCUUUAGACAAUAAGGAUGGCGGGCACCCAUCUAAUGGCGAAUGCCCCUCCGUGAGUAACGUAGAAAUGGGGAAGGUUAAGCCGGGGCAGAAGGUGAAGAGGGGGAAGCAGUCCAUUAGUAGAGGUGAAGAAAAGAACGGUUAUCCCAAAGAGGAUGCCAAUAAGAAGAAUGGAAGUAAAAGGAAGAAGAAAGGGCGUAUUGAUGGUUCAGAUUCGUCCUCAAAGCUUUUAACCAAAGGGAAAGAGGUUGCCAUAGAUCGGGAGGGAGCAAACGGGAGGACCAAACGGAUGCUGAGAAAAAUGGAUAACCAUGUUGCUCAGGAGGAGGGAAAAGAAGAAAAACAGAAGGAAGAGGAACAUACACAGGCACAACAACAGAAACAACAGGAAAAGCUAAUGAUGAAAGAAAUUAAAAAUUACUACGGAAUAGUGAAAGUAAGGAAUCCAAACAGCCAAGUUGGGAAAGGAUACCUUUCAACCCUCCAGAUCAAACUAAACACAAAUGUAAAGGUUUCGGAUACUUUCGCUAUAGUCCAGUUGUCGUCCCCAGAGGAUGCAGACAUCACUUUGGUGUCUCCGCUUAUGUGCGAAACCAGGAAGGGUCUGAAAGCGGAAUGUGUAAAGGGCCGUCUGAAGGAGGUACCCCAAUUAGAUGGCCACUUUAAGCAGGUCCGCGAAAAAUUGCCCCUCGAAAUAAUCGAUAAUUUAAUUUUUAAAAAUAAAACCCAUGACUACGACAAGUGGGUACCAGAUUGCCGCAUCUUACUAGUGACCGGACUACCAUUCGAUCAGAAGGAAGAAAACAUUCUGAAUACGCUAAUUGACGUCUAUUAUAGGAGCCAAGAUAGAGACCCUAUAUUGGAUGUGUUGGGUAUAGACAAAUCUGAUUAUUUGUUUGAUUGUGAGAAUUUAUAUGCAGCUGUGGAGGAGCAUCCGAACAAGUACGAAUUAUUCGCAAACCAUUUGGGCAUUAUCAAAUUUGCUUUACUUUUCGGAACAAAACCGAAUGCAAGUAUAAACAUGAUAGAUCACACGCACCUGCUUAUUAACCUCAAUGAACUGUGUAGAGCUAAUCGUUGUCCAGCGGGUUCUAUUGGAUCACUCUACUUUAAGAAUGAACAGUGUGCCAGAAAAUUUUGGAGGGUUUUUAAAUUGUCUGAUAAUUAUAUGUAUGAAAAAUACGUUAGAUUAUUCCCAGACAAAAAUGAAUUGAAAGUCUAUAUCGAGGGAUCUGUAUAUUUCAUAAUGCCUGGUGCCCUCUUCGUGAACUUAAAUUAUGCGCAACUCAAUUUGGUACUUAACAGUUUACAGCAAAAAAGAUCAAUUGUCUUCGAGAAAAUUAAUAAUAUUAAAUUUAAAUAUCCCGACAAAACUAUCUGGGAUUUAAUCGCUGCUAAUGUAACUUUGGAUGGUGCGCUUGAUGAGGGGGCCACUUCGCAGCAGGCCGUCGGGGAAAGAAGCCUAGACGCAAACGAUCAGCUGAGAGGUACUUCUAUCGGUCAUUUUAUUGACCGAAUGGUGAGUGCCGCUAAGGGGAAAAUCAACCAACAUUCUCCAAAUAGUAUGAAUGAACAGAAGGAUGAAAAGGUGGUGAAAGAUGUACUCGAAGAUGUGCGUGAAGGCGAACGCAAAUAUGCGCAUGAUUACGAUGAUAGUAACUCAUCUGGCUGGGCAACAGACCAUAUCCUUAACGAAUGUGAUUCGGAAAAGUCGCUUGAUGAAAGUGACAGAGAGGAGAUGGAAGAUGAGGAGAACGCUUUCCACAACAAAAUUCACUGCAUCCCAAAUUUCCUCAUGCGCAUUUACAAUACGCAUAUAAACAGGUACCUAAUGGACAACGGGCUUUACCUGCUAGCAUGUCCAUACUUAGACGGGGAAUCGGGAAAAAAAGUGGCGAACUUCUUAAUAAAGUUUCACCUGCUAGAUUGGACAUUUAGCGAAACAGAUGAUGCAUGCUACUUUUACCUUUUCAAAUCCAUAAUAAGUGUUUUUGCAGUAUCCAAAAAGAUUUUUAAGGGAACUUAUAAUUAUUUAGUCACCACACUCUUUUUGAAAUUGCCCUUCGGAUUAGUCCCGGCCGUUUAUAUCCGCGUGAACCCCAGACUGCUAGGCAAUAUGGGGGACGGUCUCAACUUCACUCCGGCUAAAAUGUUCGAGGAAGUGACGGAGGUGAGGGGUUUUGCAGAAAAGGCGAAGAAUGACGAACACGCGCACACAGAAAAUUCCGUCCUAACACCAGCUUAA